CGCGCAGCAACCUAAAUGUCCUGAGAUACCAAGAAAGAGGAUGACUGGCUCUGAUGAGACCACCCCAGGCUAACCAAAGGAGCGGAGCAGCCAAGCUCGAAAUGGCCAGAGGCUUUGCAGAACACGAUGUUAGAUCGGAAAGACUCAUCCUGAUAGUGGCUUCACAUCUGAUGAUGAUGACGAUAAUGAUGAUGAUGACGAUUCCAUGCAAUGUAGUCGACCCUCUGACAGAUUACCAGCUACAUCUAAUUGGAAGGAGAUAUUGUUUUCUACAUUAUGGUCUCUUGUUGUAAAAUGCACUUGGUCUUCCUAAUAAUGUUAUUGCUUUCCACACAUGGACAAAGUAACAUAGAGCUGCCAAAAAAUUCCAGUCAUUCUUGUUAUGAUUCAUGUCCACCUGGUUCUCAUAAAAUAGGGAUCUGCAAAAAUAACUUUACGGAGAACAGAUGUACACAAUGUGGCGAGCAUACAUUCACAGACCGUCCCAAUAGGCUGGAGGAAUGCCAAAGGUGUGGCGUGUGUGAUUCUAAUCAAGUGGAAAUACGACCAUGCAACUUUACAAGUGACGUGGUGUGUGCGUGUAAGAAGGGAUACUACAAUGCAGGCUCCAUAAAAAGCCUCGAUUGCCUUGCAUGUCAGUGUGAGGCUUGUAAAGGUAUCAACUUUAAGACAAGGAACGUACCAGGACUCACUGCAUUUAUUAUUUUCCUUUCAAAGUUAUGUUUUCAUUUUUUAAAACAAUUAUGUUUUGUUUUUGUUUUAGAUCCUGGCAAGAGGCUUCAGGACAAAAGGGAACAAUGUUUGAACGAUGCAGAAUGCAAGAGAAAAUGUGCAACCUCAACUACAACUGCAACUACCUUCAUAACCACAUUAACAACAACAACAACAAAACCGCUUCCUGUAAAUGGUUAUGUCGAGUGGAUUUUCGUCAUCCUGGCUGUGGUGCUCUUUUGCAUUCUGUGGCUCUGCACCUGCUUUGCCCUCUACUUGCGUGUGUCUUUCUGCUGGAAAAUCAACAAUAACCCUACAGAGGCCAUGAAUGAAUUUUCACCAGAAGAUUUACAGAUAUUUUUACCUCUCCCUGCAGGAGCACACAGUCAUUUAGACAGCAGCCCAACCACUCUGAGAGCCAACGUGUGUGAAGAAACCCCGCUGAGGACACCCAGACAAAAUUCAGCUACUUCAGUAUGUCUCAACCAUGUAGACGCGCUACUGACAGACUCCCAACACAAAGAUGGUGGACUAGAGAAGCUUGGCGGGCACUGGCCGCCCAUUGUCCUCUAUGCUAUCAUUAAUGAGGUUCCCCUGCGUCGGUGGAAGGAAUUCUUGAGAAUGCUCUCGGUGGCAGACCACCAGCUAGAACGAGUGGAGCUAGAAGCUGGCUCAUGUCUCCUGGAGAAGCAGUACCAGAUGCUUCGUCUCUGGAGCCAACACUCUUCUGCCAGGCUGGAACACAUCUUGUCUGCCUUGCAUAUCAUGGAUUUGUCGGGCUGUGCUCAGAUGCUACAGGACCGCUUGGAGAGACUUCACUGGAGGGAUCAGCCAAAAGAUGGAGUCAUAGCCUGCUGAGACUUCAGGUCAAGUAAUGGAAUAGGAAAGGCUGUAUUUACUUAAGACUUGUGUUUGCACAGUGAGAAACAGGGAACCGAUAGGUUUUUUAAAUUUCAUACAUAAGGGAUUAAAUUCCAUUUCCUUUUUCUUUCAGCAUUUGUUUCUAAGGCUAGGUUCAUACCGCAGGUCUUAAUGCACAAUUCCGAUUUUUUGUGAUAUAUUUGUUUUUUGGCGUGCCCGUUCAGACUGCCUUUGUCCAUUGAGCCUGUCAAAGUAUCACGCAAAUGCACUAAUUCGCAGUCCGAGAUGCGCUGAGCAAACUGACCAGCAUGCGCAGGAGCAUCAAAACAAAUGGCUACACAUUACGCACACACACACACAUAUACGGACAGUUUGUCACAACUCCCCGGAGUGUAAGCAAUCUUGAAAUGUUGAUUAUUUGGAGCAGAGAGAAAACCUAGCAUUCUCAGGCUUAUUCUCAACCCAUUUUAUAUUUUUAUGACUGUUGUCAAGCCAUUUCCCCAAAGUCACGUUCAAUCUAGGCGCUAAUGAUAAUGCACAGCUGCACCGCUAGCGUAGCGCCAUGUCUCUCUCGCUCCUUGCUGACGUAAUUGCUGCAUGAAUUCCGAUUUGGAGGACUUGACAGCUCAGACCGCAGCCAUAUUCUGGAAAAAUGUGGCCCAGAUCGGAUUUUAACCACAUACAAAAGUGCCCUAGAUCAGAUAUGAAAUGGUCCACUUUUAUGCGACUUUUCCUGUUCAAAAGGUCAAGUUAAUGCCUCACUCGAGUCAGAAAAACACGAAAAAAUCUGAUUCGUGCAUGUUAAAGCCAGAGAUGGAAAGUAAAAAAGUACCACGACUUUAUUGCAGCACUUAAGUGGAAUUUGAUUUUGUACCUAUGAGCCCUUGUACAUUUAAAGAUCGGCAUUUACUUAGCCUCGAAAUUUUCGGGGAAACUAAAGGCUACUAGGUAAAUGCUACUCGCUGUAGCAUUUACUUACAGUAUCUGAUGUUUUUGUGUUCAAUCACAGUAUUCCUUCGUCAUGAUGGAACUAUUUACUAUAAGUGAUUGUAGGUGCUUCAUUUUGAUAAAAGUAAUCCUCUUCUGCCAUCUUGUGGCCUCUGUAUGCAAGACAAUACAACCGUAAUAGCGUACAGCACGAAUGCUAUUAUUAGACCGUGAUGUCACCAUCAUAACGCAGAAGUGGGACAUUAUAGACACGCCCUUGCAUACAAACCAUAUUAUUUCUGCUCGUUUUCUCUGGUAACAUUUCAAAAAAGAACAUGCCUUCAAACACUGCUGCUAUGGAACUUGUAGAAGAGACAUUACGACAUAUGAAGGAUGUUUUCUUCAUACAUUUCCCAAAACCAAAAAUGUGAAGAAUGGAUCAACAUGCGCGGACGUCCAAAAGACCAGUUUAACGUCAACAAGGUGAAACCAUUCCCAUUUCAUCUGCAGUAAACAUUUUGUUGGGGGCCAUGGUCCUACAGAGGACGAAGAGUUAAGCCAUUUUGAUAUUUUUACCCAUUUUUUAGCGCAACGUUUUGCCAUGCUGCUUUCGUCUGACAAUGAAUGACAUGAAAAAAAUUAAAAUGGUAUCUGACUGCCACUGUUACCUUUUCUGUUGUAAAAAACUACUUUAGUAACCUGAACGUGUAAAUAAAUUAUAUAAUUAAGAUUUGUUAUGAAUAAAAAAAUAAAAAUGUUCAUUGGCUGUCACUGAGAAGCAUUUGCGAUCGCGACACAAAAAUAGCAAUGUAAAUUGCCCCCAAGAACGGUCAGAGAUGUAAGACAACCAGAGGAUAUAAUAAUAAGAAAACCAGGGCAUAUGGUGGUAAAGGGUAGAUUGCUGAAAGAAGAGAAUGUCAUUGUCAGUGGCGUAAGGCAAUGCACACAAAAAAAAGGUGUCGAUAAAAAAGCUUACUCUGGAUCAGGUCGGCUCUUCUUUUUUAGCCCUCGACACUCAAGCCAUCUCUUUAACUGAACAUUUGUAUGUUCUUCCACAUCUUUACCAGUGAAUUUGGCACCAGGGACAUCAUUUUCAGACUGAAUCGGUAGGUUUAGCUCAGUAAACAUCUCGUUCGUACACUAUUUCCGUUCAUUUACUAUUACGGACAAACGGGAGGUUGACCCGCCUAGCCACAAUUGCAAACGUCAUGAAUAUUAAUGAGCAAAAGUGACAUGUUGCUUGCGGUAUACAAUUGGCAGUAUCAUUUACUUAGAUUUUUGCUAUCUGCGGCAGCACUCAGCCUCCUACACCUGCAAAUCACUGCACUGCACGUUGCUUUCUUACAACGAUUUAUCACUCCCUAUAUGUGAAUAGUUUUUCUGUACUUUUAACUAAUGUACUUUUAUUUAUUUAUUUGUUUUUAAAUAUAAUUAUUCUUUUUUACCAACCUUCAAAUAUGAAAAGAAGCUGUAAUAACCUAGAAGCUAAAUCAAUUAUGAUUGUGAUAAUUAUUGAAUGUGAUCUUAUCAGGCAGGAACAAAAACAGGGACAGAUUGUAAACCUUUAAGCAUCAUUGACAAUGAAAACAGAUUUGAAGAACAUUGGAAACAACUUCAUUCCGAUACAUAACUUAAUUUAAGGGUAUUGCUUGAUGCUAUUUUGGACUCUUUCAAGGCAAAUGUGUCAGCUUUAACAGAUAUAUAUGUUUUUAAUUGUUUAGUAUUCUGUUAUUCAAUUCACAAUGGCAGCAAUGUUAGGAGCACAAGAACAUGUUUUGAGAGGUCAAGUUGCAACUGUAAUUCUAGUCUCAAUAAGUCGUGAUGCACAGUAAGUUAAUAAAGGAAGAAAAUACUUUUCGUUGAUAUUUUUUUUUCUCUUGCAAUCUUAUGCCGAGUCAUUAAAAUAAGUAUUUUGUUAUGAAAUGACAAAAACAACAUGUACAUGAACUGACCUGACAUGUACUUUAUCUCUUUAGACAAGACAAUCUGGCAUUAACAGUUCUACACUUUUGCAAAACAGGGAAACGGGAAUUCCCACAAGAUAUGAAAAAUUUUGGGGUGGCACACAAAUGCUGUCAAGACGGCAAGCUGAUUGUUCCUGCGAGGCCAACUGUUGCUGACGAAACUGAUGGUUUCCUUUUGUGGUGCCUGCGAGUCUCAUUUUCAGAUUUUUUUUGCGUGUGUACAGCUACUGACAGGAAAGAACCUGGGCUUACUGAUAAAAUGACAGUAAUUUGUGGGUUUAAUAUGAAUUGUAGGUUAUGUGUGCGUGUGUUUCUUGCUUUGCCAAACCACGACAAAUGACUCAAAAUACAGUCACUCCAAAGAAUGUUGUUAAUUUGUGUAGGUACUGCACCUUCAUUUUUUGUCUUGUUUUUUAUUAUCAAGUGCAUACAGGUUUUUAAACAGCACAGAUAUUCAAAGGUUUGUCUUAUUCGAAAGUUGUAACCUUAUCUGUAUGACUACUCCAAAGGCCAGUUUAUUUAUGCUGUUUGUUGUUUUAAAAGAUACAAAUUUAUUGUAAACCUAUCUGUGGUUUCUGACUGGAUUAUUAAUUUACUGUAAACAUGUGCUUUCUGACUGGAUGUUUGUCUUUUUUA
This is a messenger RNA of Corythoichthys intestinalis (scribbled pipefish), 5099 nucleotides long. RefSeq names its product tumor necrosis factor receptor superfamily member 1A. The record is from RefSeq and is a predicted model, not a curated record. Gene Ontology annotation, molecular function: protein binding. Gene Ontology annotation, cellular component: plasma membrane. NCBI's taxonomy places the organism in Eukaryota, Metazoa, Chordata, Actinopteri, Syngnathiformes, Syngnathidae. The transcript has 10 exons. Gene Ontology annotation, biological process: signal transduction. The coding region runs from base 277 to 1569 and encodes 430 amino acids.